This is a messenger RNA of Haemonchus placei, 477 nucleotides long. NCBI's taxonomy places the organism in Eukaryota, Metazoa, Nematoda, Chromadorea, Rhabditida, Trichostrongylidae. The record is from the annotation of a GenBank genome assembly.
AUGGUGCUGAAACGAAAUGCCUUGCCUCAUGAGGGCGAAGGUGCUCCUGAUUUUGGACUUGUUUCGCAUUAUUGCGGUAGUGGAAAUCGCCAAGUGGCCGAUUGGGAUUGUUCAAGAUGGGCCUCUUCCAAAGCUACCCAUGAGAAAGUUACGCUUGGAUUCGUCAUCGUUGCCUGCAUCCUUCAAGGUGUUGCAAUAGGAUGCUUCUUCUCUUUAUUCUCCGAACGUCUUCGAAUGGGCAUUCCGACAGCUGGGAUUUGCGCUCUAUCCUUUCUCUGCCUCUUCAUUGCAAUUAUGGUAUUUGGAGUUCGUUACAAAAGCAAAGUUGCCUACAUGACUUCGAUUUCGUACGAAUUGAUCGCUAACGUCCAUUUGGGAUACGCAUACUGGCUAGCUGUCGUCGGAACGCUGUUCACACUUCUUGCAACUGUCAUUGCUGGAGGACUGAUCGGCAGUAAUCCUCAAUCUUUCGAGUAG